AUGGCAACUCUCGACUCCGACGUGACUAUGGUUCACGCCGGUGAAUCCUCGAACACCGCCGCUGCUUCAUCCUCCUCGAAGAAGCCUAAGAGGUUUGAGGUGAAGAAGUGGAGCGCCGUCGCGCUCUGGGCCUGGGAUAUUGUUGUAGAUAAUUGCGCCAUCUGCAGGAACCACAUAAUGGAUCUGUGCAUCGAAUGUCAAGCUAAUCAGGCGAGUGCCACCAGCGAGGAAUGCACUGUUGCUUGGGGGGUCUGCAACCACGCCUUUCACUUCCAUUGCAUCAGCAGGUGGCUCAAGACCCGUCAAGUGUGCCCUCUGGACAACAGCGAAUGGGAGUUCCAAAAGUAUGGACAUUAA
Microthlaspi erraticum is the source of this 357-nucleotide messenger RNA. The record is from the annotation of a GenBank genome assembly. NCBI's taxonomy places the organism in Eukaryota, Viridiplantae, Streptophyta, Magnoliopsida, Brassicales, Brassicaceae.